CUCACUCGAGUUCACCAAGGGAGAGAUCUGUUCUCGUGUUUAUAUUGUGCAAGAUGCAGCACGCACACUACUACCCCUUCAUCUCUCUAUUUUUUGCGACUAUCACCUAAGAAUCUGAAAGAAAAUUUCUUAUUUGCAUUUACCUUUUCUUUUAUAGUUAUGAAAAUGGAAACAAGAAGGUAAUUUCUUUUAUACAUUGGAGGCUAAUGGCCUAGAAAAGUAUGCAUUGCUAAUGGUUCAAUUCAAUCAGUUAGAACAACAUAGAAAAAUAUUACUUACUUAUUUGAAGUUACAUCAUCCAAGGGGAAAGAGAGUUGAUUUUGAGCUUGUUAUUCUGUCCAAUUAUUUGCAGGUUGCAAGUUGGGGCGCUUACCUUCUGUCCCGGAACAUCAUAACAAUGUCGUUUGCACCAAAAGACAGCCAUGAAGCACAGGUGCAAUUUGCUCUAGAACGCGGCGUUCCUGCAUUGAUUGGUGUUCUAGCUUCCAUUAGGCUACCUUACCCUUCAAGAUCUUUCGACAUGGCUCACUGUUCUCGCUGCCUCAUCCCUUGGGGCAGGAAUGAUGGUCUUUACUUGAUUGAAGUUGAUCGAAUUUUGCGUCCUGGUGGGCAUUGGGUUCUAUCAGGACCUCCUAUAAAUUGGGAGAAACACUGGAAAGGCUGGGAGAGAACACGCGAAGAUCUUAAAGCAGAACAAGAUGGAAUUGAGAGCUUAGCAAGAAGCCUAUGCUGGAAGAAAUUGGCACAGAAGGAGGAUCUUGCAAUUUGGAAGAAACCCACUAAUCAUAUGCACUGUAAAAUCAAUCGGAAAGUGUUCAAGAAACCACGCUUCUGUGAAGCACAGGAUCCAGAUAAGGCAUGGUACACCAAGAUGGAGACAUGUCUAACUCCACUGCCUGAAGUUUCUGACAUCAAAGAACUUGCCGGGGGGCAGCUAGCAAAGUGGCCUGAGAGAUUAACUGCAGUCCCUCCAAGGAUUAUUAGUGGGAGUGUCAUUGGAAUUACAGCAGAGAUCUUCAGGAAAGAUAAUGAGUUGUGGAAGCAAAGAGUAUUGCACUACAAGGUUUUGGACCAUCAGCUAGCUGAGCCUGGAAGAUACCGUAACUUGCUUGAUAUGAAUUCUCACUUGGGAGGCUUUGCAGCUGCACUAGUCAAUGAUCCAGUGUGGGUUAUGAACAUAGUCCCCGUUGAGGUAAAGGUUGAAACUCUUGGAGUCAUCUACGAACGUGGAUUGAUAGGGACUUAUCAAAACUGGUGUGAGGCCAUGUCUACUUACCCAAGAACCUAUGACUUCAUUCAUGCUGACGCGAUCUUCACCCUCUACAAAGACAGAUGUGAAAUGGAAGAUAUUCUGUUGGAAAUGGAUAGAAUUUUACGGCCACAAGGGAGUGUGAUCAUACGAGACGACGUUGAUGUCUUAGUGAAUGUCAAGAGCAUCGUAGAUGGACUGCAAUGGGAGAGCAGAAUGGUCGAUCAGGAACAUAGCCCUCAUGUGAGAGAGAAGCUUCUUAUUGCAAUCAAGCAGUACUGGACAGCCCCAGCUGCUGACCAUAAUCAACAAGGGUCUGAGGCAGCUUCAUAGUGACUAUUUGCUUACUAUUUUUUCAAUAUUUUUUGUUAAUAAUUCUUUGAAAGGGAGUCCUUUAUUGGGUAUCACAGUAACAUGAAGUAGCAGCAACCAUUGUGUACUAUUAUUAGCAAUGUGCAAUUUUUUUUUUAAUCUAAG
Molecule: messenger RNA, 1726 nt
Organism: Ilex paraguariensis (yerba mate)
Lineage: Eukaryota; Viridiplantae; Streptophyta; Magnoliopsida; Aquifoliales; Aquifoliaceae
Source: the annotation of a GenBank genome assembly